Molecule: messenger RNA, 2362 nt
Organism: Anopheles merus
Lineage: Eukaryota; Metazoa; Arthropoda; Insecta; Diptera; Culicidae
Gene: Swt1
Exons: 4
Coding region: 190-1794 (534 amino acids)
Cellular component (GO): nucleus
Source: RefSeq, a predicted model, not a curated record
UUCGGCGCUUUGUUUACCUUCGUCAGUGCCAAUAAAGUCUGCGUUUUGUGUACAAAUAAAAGUGCGGUAUGUUCAGAUUUUCAUAAAAAUCUCGAUGUUUUCCCGAUAGUGGUGGUACACAGCAUUGUCCCCGAAAUAGGAAAACCCAUUGCCCCACACUGAGGAAACGCUGGUUUACGCUGGUUACGCAUGUGCAAAAAACUUUGUGUCCAGAAAGCAGAAGGAGAUGCAAAGGAUACACUAAAACAUGCUGUUGACAAUCAAGCGCAGCCGCUUAGUCAGAUCACAAUACUUGUUCCGUAUGGUAAUGCGGCGUGCCGAACGUAUCACACGGCAAAGAUGAGCUCUAAACGAAAGGAAGCACCACCCACCACGCCGGAAUCGCCGCGGGAAGCUAAAAGGAUGAGAUCUCCGGAAUGGCAAGGGGCGGACCGCUGGAAGGCAACUUCGCCUUCCGUUGGGCCCUCGUUCAAAGCGGCAACACCGCAAUCAAAAAUAGCGCACCGUUUAAGUCAUUCAUUCCAAUCACCCAAACCGGGCACACCGGUAACAGUGACGACAUCCGCACUGGACACAAAACAAACGAAAGUGGCCAACGAAGCAAAGACGGGCCGAUUCGCUACAAUACCUAGCAAACUGCCCAACACUGCCAGCGUUUCGAGCAAAGCGGACAAACCGCUGUCAACUAUUGUGAAGGCCAAACACAAAAAGGCAAAGGGUUUGCCAGUGCCAUGGCGAGCGGAGCUGUACGGUACCCGGCCCGGAUCGGCCCAGGCCAGACUGGAGCAACUUUGUACCGCCCUGCACCAGGAGGUAGAGGAGCAAAAAAAGGCAAAGGCUGUGACAAGCGUCCCGCUGAAACGUACCGCCCCGAAUGGGGACAGCCCUCCAAAGAAAAAGCUAGCAUUACCAUCAAGCUUUAAACAGUCUAGCUCUACAUCUACUGUUACUCGUGUUGCCACCGUUCCUGCCACUAUCCCCGUUGCUGCUGUAACACAUGCAGCCACCAAACCCGUCAGUAUUACAACUGGCACCGGGGCAGCUUGUGUAGCAACAAGCACAUCUACUGUAGCAGACAGCAAUGAGAUGGAUGUGGAUGAUGUAGAAAUGAACAGUCCCGAGCCGGCUGCACUCCUUUCUCCGCCCAUACCAGCGAACGAUAGUAUGGACUGUAUGGAGUUUGACUACUCACCAGAACCAAAAAGGGUACAACACAAAUCGACGAGCGACUCAAAACCAUCGACCAACGAACAGCCGAAAAAGGCUGAAAAGCAGAAGGAAACGAACAAUGAUUCGCAGAAAGCAAUGUCCGACCUGAAGACCAAAUACAAAGAGGGACUGAGUGCGUUUCCUAGCUACUUUUACUGCGUAAUUGACACCAACAUUUUCAUCGAGCAUUAUCAGGACUUUCAGAGCUUUCUUUCGAAGAAAUACAAAGGACGUCAACCGAUCGUGAUCAUACCGUACAAGGUGCUGCACGAGCUGGACACGGUGAAGCACAAAAAGCCGCAGCUAGCCUCGAAGAUUGUACCGGUGGUGAAAUUCCUGCACAAAAUGCUGCGCGCCAAAGAUGCACGCGUCAAGGGGCAGCACCCGUGGGACGAUACAAUCGAGCUGAUGCCAUUGCUGUCGCCGGAUGAUUCCAUCGUAAACUGUGCGCUGCAGGUGCAAACGGUUGCCGGUGACGCACAGGUUGUGCUGGUAUCGAACGAUUGUAACAUGCUGACGAAAGCGUUGGUCGCAAACUUAAACUCCUGUACGAUGGAGGAGCUGCAAUCGGAUUACAAUUUCUAGCAACCCCUUAGACUUAGAUAGGUAGUUAGUUUCAGUGCCUUUCAAUGUAAAGAUGUAGGAAUAUGGUAGGAGUUGCGUUUUGAUUUGGCUGUCUCUGGCCAUUUCGCUGUUGAAUUAUCCUUUUGUGCUGGUACACGUUGUUAAUCUAUACGUUCACUGUUUGUACAUCGAAUUCACUUUAUUUUGUUUAAUCCAGCCAGGGGUAAAUUACAGAAUUUGUUGUUAUUGUCCUGUUGCAACAAUGAAAAUAGGACAACUUCAGCAACGAGCUCAGCCACACCUAACUGGUAAAUAACUUAUUUUCUUUGUUUCAAUCUUGCGUUCUCGAUGUUAAUUGGAUGAAUUUUGGUAAUGGAAAUAAUUGCUCAGGAAUGAUACAGAAUAGCCAUAGGAAGAAUUUUCAUACAUAUACAUAUCUGCUCUUAUGGAAGAGUAAUUGUAAAAUACAGCUAACGGCGGACGACCUGACUGGAUUAAAAAUGGUCUGCAUGAAUUUGAAGUCUUUCAGAAAGAUUGAAUAAACGGAGAAUAAACUGUAUUAUAAUGUUGACAAAUGACCCACGCUUUU